Molecule: messenger RNA, 1533 nt
Organism: Oryzias melastigma (Indian medaka)
Lineage: Eukaryota; Metazoa; Chordata; Actinopteri; Beloniformes; Adrianichthyidae
Exons: 2
Coding region: 330-878 (182 amino acids)
Source: RefSeq, a predicted model, not a curated record
CUUCCUUGACGGUAAACACACGGCUUCUCCACUCAAAGCUGUUCUCCCUUUUCCCAGCAAAGUAUCAGUUCUUAGACUUUGGGACGGGACCUCAAGGACUAACAUCAGGACUAACAUCAGGACUCAAGGAUAAGGAGAAUUCAAUCAGGAAUAUCUUUGGAAACGUCGAGAAGCAGAAGAGGAAUUACCCAUCGUGGGAUCUGAGUAAAUGUGGAGUGCCUCAGUUUGACUUUUGGUCUGCAUGGGGAGCAAUUUCCAUGUCAGUGUCUAUAGGAGAGCGGCGCCGUCCAGCUGGGUACAGCAGUAACAUCUGAGAGAGCUGGAGGAGGAUGCCUUCCCUGCAUCAUGGAGCAAUCUUCAUCGGAUCCUUCCUCAUCGCCACCGGGGGCUCCACAGCCUUCAUGGUCUCCCAGCAGAACCGGCUGCAGGCUUUCUCCCUCUGCUGUGUGGUUCUGGGGGUGCUCAUGCUCAUCAUCGGCUUAUUUUGGGCCAUGAGCAACAAAAACGCAGCAAACUACAACCCUCAGGAAUUUGAUCCAGAGUGUCCUCGUUACCCAUACAACGACUACACUAACCACCCGGGCCAGGCCCUCUUCCUCCCCCCAGGAAACCGUUUUCCAGAGUCCCAGUCUGCGUUCCUGCCCAGGACGACGGAGCAUCACAGGAGAGGUGGAGAGGAUUUUGACUAUCCUCCCAUGGACUCCGCUGGCUUUAGUCCCACGCCCCACCCUGCUCUGUGGCUGGGACCUCCACCUCCCUAUGAAGUGGCCAUUAAGACCACAUGCAGCUCCACACACCUGCGGCGUGCGUACUCAGACACACACCUGGCCACAGAACCCUUGUUUGGACAGUCCAGAGAGAUCAGCUUUGAGGUGUGACUCAGAACAAAGAGAAAGCAAUCGGUUUUAUUCUUUACACUGGGCAUGUUCAGGUCUACUUUCUUGCAUGUUUUCCUGCACAUUUCUGAAAGUGUCAGUGCAGGUGUUUAUCGGUCUGACAGACAGGGAAAAUGAUGUCUGAAAGAAAGAUGAUUUCAGCAGACAGGAAGCUAAGAAACAAUCAGGAAUGGGACGCAAACACACUGCUGGUCUGAAACAGCUGCAUUCUGGGGAAGAUGAUUGCUCGGUAGGUUGCAUUGAAAAUAUAAAGUCGACCAAAUGUUGUCUUUGGGUUCUUUGAGAUAGUCACAUUACAUCCUCAUAGCACAGAACCAGUUUGCACAUUUCUGCUUCACCAAAUCUUGACGGAAUUUGGAGCAUGCUCAGUGAAAUCCUAGAGCUGCGUUUAAAGGCUACACCUUUGUGCACAUACAAGCUUCAGUAUCAGAGGCAGUAAUCCAGUAAUGUCACUACAAAAUGUUCCUGAGAGGACAGAAGCAAACGUCUUGAUUAAACAAAUGAGACCAAAUGAGUGCAAAAACAUCACCAAGUCAGACAAAAAUAAAAGGAAGAGCAGUUUUAGAUUUCUGGAUUUCAAAUUCUGGGAUUUCUAAGUCAUUAAACAGAAUAAUGAGUUAACCCUUUAACAGCUGAG